Boleophthalmus pectinirostris (great blue-spotted mudskipper) is the source of this 915-nucleotide messenger RNA. RefSeq names its product vascular endothelial growth factor D (gene vegfd). Gene Ontology annotation, molecular function: growth factor activity; chemoattractant activity; vascular endothelial growth factor receptor 3 binding. Gene Ontology annotation, cellular component: membrane. Bases 1 to 915 code for a protein of 304 amino acids. NCBI's taxonomy places the organism in Eukaryota, Metazoa, Chordata, Actinopteri, Gobiiformes, Gobiidae. Gene Ontology annotation, biological process: positive regulation of mast cell chemotaxis; positive regulation of endothelial cell proliferation; induction of positive chemotaxis. The record is from RefSeq and is a predicted model, not a curated record. The transcript is spliced from 7 exons.
AUGGUAACGCUGCAGAAGAGUCUAUGGAGGAUUUCCUUUUUGUUGAGUUUGAUUGUGGAGCUGAGUUGGAUUCACAGUGGAUACAGCAUGCACCGGGAGGCAGGGAGUAAGGUGCUGAGGCAGUGGGAGCGGCGGGUGCGUGCGGCCUCCAGUCUGGACGAGCUGCUACGAUUGGCCGAUUUCCCCGACUGGAAACUGUGGAAGUGUCGCCUUAAACUGCAGAGACCAGAGACCCAGACAGAGCCCCCGUCCCCCCACAGCUCAGGGUCUCACCGCUCCACACGAUACGCAGCUCAGUCCUACAGCCUGGAGAUACUCAAAGCCGUGGAUGAGGAGUGGCAGAGGACUCAGUGCAUGCCCAGAGAGACGUGUGUGGACGUGGCCAAAGAGCUCGGCACAGAACCCUCUGUGUUCUUCAAACCUCCGUGUGUCUCCAUACACAGGUGCAGUGGCUGUUGUAACCAGGAGGGAGUCACAUGCAGAAACAUCACCACUGUCUAUGUCAACAAAACUGUUUUGAGCGUGAUCCCAUUCAAGUUUGUCCCUGAGCCAAUCUUAAUCAAAGUGGCCAAUCACACAGAGUGCAGGUGUCUGGAGCCCGCCAUCAUCCGCCGUAAUGCCCAGCCUGACGGUGGCACCAGCUGUUCCCCCGUGGAGCCUCAGGACUCAAAGCACCUCUGUGCCAGUGGUCUGAUCUGGGACUGUUCAACGGACAGAUGCAUCCCGUACCCGUCCUCCUCUCCAGGCUUCUCUGUGAGUUCGUGGCUGCCGGACUGUGAGAUUGACGUAGACAGAUGUGAGUGCGUCCAGAGACCAGAGCCGACGAACCAUCCCAAAGCAGACCCCCGCUGCCCUCUGAACGCCUCCUCCUGUGCCCACAAGUACCAGCGCUUUGACCCUCUGACCUGCAGGUGA